Molecule: messenger RNA, 732 nt
Organism: Brugia malayi
Lineage: Eukaryota; Metazoa; Nematoda; Chromadorea; Rhabditida; Onchocercidae
Product: RIKEN cDNA 2310038H17, putative
Exons: 3
Coding region: 1-732 (243 amino acids)
Source: RefSeq, a predicted model, not a curated record
AUGUUAAAUACUGAUGGCGAGGAGCGCUGUUCCGCUUUAACACCAUAUAUGAAGCCUAUAAUACUGCGUGAAUUCUCGAAUGAACAUAGAAUUGUAACAAUUAAUGGACGAACAUUUCAAUUACGUCAAGAUUGGCAACAAAAUGGAGUCGCUGGAGUGAUUUGGGAUUCGAGUAUUGUCUUAUCUCGGUAUAUCUCGGAACAUCCAGAACUAGUAGCAAAUCGAACGGUAUUAGAACUUGGUGCCGGAUUAGGCUUACCAAGUAUUAUUUCAACCUAUCAAAAUGUUAAGCUUAUUCAUGUGACAGAUCGAGUAAAUGCUAUAAGUCUACUGGAAGAGAAUGUUCGUCAAAAUGCAAACAACGAUUGUGACAUAAAAAUUUUUGCAUUUGAUUGGAAUAUUGACAAAUUGUCGCGAAAAUAUCAGAUUGUUCUAGGAGCCGAUCUUAUCUAUGGUGGUAUUACAUUUGAACCGUUGAUGAAAUUAUUUCGGGAUGCUAGUGACUAUGAUACCGUGAUAUAUUUGUGCAGUAAAAUACGUUACCAGAGGGAUCAAGACUUUUAUGAUCAACUUGUGCAAGAGCAGUUUAGUGUACGGGAAAUUUUCUAUGAAAAUGAGUUUGCUGUAAACAUGUUUGAAAUUAAAAAAUUGACAAAUUAUUGCAACAAACAAAUAUACAAAAUACUUUUACUCAUUUCAUUCUGGAGUAUGGAGAAAAAUAUUUCGUGCUGA